AUGACAGUUUUAAAAAUUCUUGUUGGAUGUAAAAGAGUUAUAGAUUUCGCAGUAAAAAUUCGAGUUAAUUCAGCAAGGACAGCAGUAGAAACAGCCAAUAUUAAACAUUCACUCAACCCAUUUGAUGAAAUUGGUGUUCAAGAAGCCAUUAAUUUGAGAGAAGUUUUGGGUAAGGAUAAAGUAUCCGAGAUUAUCGCAUUAACAUGUGGACCAUCCAAAAGUCAAGAACAAUUAAGAACAGCUUUGGCUAUGGGUGCCGAUCGAGCUAUACAUGUUGAAACUUCAGAAGAUCAAACAUUAGAACCAUUAAAUGUGGCUAAAAUAUUUAAGGCUAUUAUAGAGAAGGAAAAUCCAAAUUUGGUUAUUUUAGGUAAACAAGCCAUUGAUGAUGAUUCAAAUCAGACUGGUCAAAUGUUGGCUGUUGACAUCAAUGAAGAUAAUAUUACGGUAACACGUGAAGUGGAUGGAGGCUUAGAAACUAUAAGAAGUAAAUUACCGGCUAUCGUAACUACAGAUUUACGGUUAAAUGAACCUAAAUUUGUCACUCUCCCAAAUAUUAUGAAAGCCAGAAAAAAGCCUUUGACUAAAUUUUCCCUUCAAGAUUUUAAUAUAGAUGUUACUCCAAGGUUGGAAAUAAUUUCUGUAACCGAACCGUCAACUAGACAAUCUGGCACAAGAGUAGAUUCUGUGGAUGAUCUAAUUUCUAAAUUAAAAUCUGCUGGAGCUUUGGAAUAA
Messenger RNA from Diversispora eburnea, 735 nucleotides. Lineage: Eukaryota; Fungi; Glomeromycota; Glomeromycetes; Diversisporales; Diversisporaceae. The record is from the annotation of a GenBank genome assembly.